GCAACCAUGGCUGCUUCUAGGGGUCCCGUGCAGGAUCUCUGCGAGGAAGCCACUUGCUCCAUCUGCCUGGAUUAUUUCAGGGAUCCAGUGAUCAUUCACGAGUGCGGCCACAACUUCUGUCGAACCUGCCUGAUCCAGUGUUGGGAGAAAUCCGAGGGAGAGGCUUCGUGCCCUCAGUGCAGGGAAACGGUUGAGCAAAGCAGCAUCACGAAAAACCAGCAGCUGGCAAAUUUUGUGGAAAUAACUAAGAAAUUCAGCCUUCUAGGCGAAAAAAGAGAGGCGGAAGGAAAGGGGACGAUCUGCGAGAAGCACCAGGAGCCCCUGAAGCUCUUCUGCAAGGAGGACGAAAGUCCCAUCUGUGUCGUGUGUGACAGAUCCAAGGAGCACAAAAGCCACGAGGUGGUUCCUCUAGAGGAGGCGUCCCAGGAGUACAAGGAUCAGAUCAGCAGCUGCCUAGACAAUGUGAGGAAGGAGAGAGAGAAAAUUCUAGUAUUGAAAGCAGACACAGGAGAGAUAAGCCAAGACCUGCUUAAGCAAAUGGAAGCAGAGAGGGAAAGGAUGAUGGCUGAGUUCAGGCGACUGCACCAGUUUCUGGAAAAACAAGAGAAACGUAUUCUGACCCAGAUGGCAGAUAUAGAGAAGGAGAUUGCUGCAAAAAGGGAGGAGCACCUGGCCAGACUCUCCGGGGAACUCUCCUCUCUUGACAGCCUCAUCCUGGAGAUGGAGGAGAAGCUUCAGGAACCAGCGAGUGAACUCCUGCAGGAUAUUGGAAGCUUCUUGCAAAGGUCUCAGGAGAAGGAGAACCUAGAGGACCCUCCUGUGGCUUUUCCUCCUGCCCUGAAGUGGAAGAUCUGGGACUUCUGCGAUAUUAAUCCCUUCCUGGAGGGUGUCAUGAAUAAAUUCAGAGACACUGUGAAAUAUGGACUUCAGCUGCGAAAAGAAAACGUAACUUUGGAUCCAGACACUGCAUAUCCCUACCUCAUCCUGUCUGAGAAUCGAAAGAGUGUGAGAAUGGGAGAAGUGCGUCAAGACCUGCCCAACAACCCUGAGAGAUUCGACACAUAUGCCUAUGUGCUGGGAUGUGAGGCUUUCACAUCAGGCAGACAUUUCUGGGAGGUCAUUGUGGGAAGAGAGGAGAGAUGGGGGGUGGGGGUUGCCAAAAAGUCUGUGAAGAGGAACGGCGAUUUCUAUUUUGAUACUAUGGAAGGGAUAUGGGGUCUGGGGAAGUGGGGUGGUGGGUACAAGAUCUGCUCCCCCCAUGAGGACCCUGUUCCAAGUGAGGAGCCCAACAGGAUCCGAGUGACCCUGAACUGUGAAGGGGGACGGGUGUCCUUUUACGAUGCCGAUACAGCAGCCCUUCUCUACGCAUAUCCAGCAGCCUCCUUCUCAGGAGAGACCCUCCAGCCCUACUUCUACGUGACGGAGAAAGGGGACCUGAUACUCAGUUGACUGAAUGUGCAAACAGACAAGCAUAUAUUCAUUGCCAUUAUGACAUAUUCAGUCUCCUCUUCAGGACUGAGCAGACAGGCACUUAAGGAGAAACCAUAUCUGCACAACUGUGAUUGGCCAUCCUUUGUGUCAAUCAUGAUGCAACUCUCCCUUCUCAGGUUAGCUUUGCAAAUGACACUGAUUUAUUGUGUGUCCUGUCAGUCCCCAAACUGGCCUGUUCUCUCUCCCUUGGGAAUCGGCAGUUUGUGUCAGUGCAGGAGGUGCAAGAAAAUAAUUUAGGAAACAACAGCAACACUGAUCACAUUCCUCUUUUGAUGUAGUUCUUUCUCCAACCUCCAACUCUGACUUAAGAUUUCUAGAGACAAUGCCAUCAUUUUUUUCUGAAUAAAAUCAGAAUUAUGCACGGGCUUCACUUAAAACCUUCCUCAGCCUCAAUCCUGCUCUCAGAUUCCCUUUUCCUCCCCCAAGACCUCCACUAGCCAUGGAGAUGGAAGUUCCAAAAUCCCCUUUUUUUUGCUACCACUCGGGGAAGGUUAUGUGGCAAUUCAGCAAAAUCUCCAUAUUGAAAGAGACCUGUUUGCUAGUUGAUUACAGUCGACCCUAAAACUUACACACGACUUGCGUGAUCGCAGGCUGCAGCCCUUCCUCAAACCACAAAUUAAUAAAUAGAGGGCGAGAGACCGGGGGAAACUGUUGGAAGGGACUGUGAGAUCACAUAAGAGUCUCCAGAGCCCAGAAAGCCUUUGGCAGGAAACAGUUUCUAAGUCCACCUUACUUACCGGCCUAUAGAAAGGUUGGAUAAAGCUCUCAAGAUCUCUGGCUUCGGACAAGUAGGGAUGGUUGCUUGGGGGGCAUUUUGGGGGGUCUUCCUGACUUACGCAAUAUUGCCUUUGCAUGCUGACCCCAGGAAUGUCACCCCCACGUAGGUUUCGGGCCUCGAUGCAACAAAAUCCCCUGUGACAGUGAAGAGCCUCUGUCAGAAGUUCUGAGGAGAGAACAGUGACAAUCUAGAGGAUUUCAGGAGGGGGGGGGUAAAUUCCCAUGUAUAAAAUUAUUUUCUCCAAGGUGCUUUGUAGUGAACAGUCAGAUACUUAUAAUUAUCUGUAUUUUUAGAGAUCCCCUCUUAUCCUUUUGUGCAGCGGGCCUGGAAGAAUUUGGGGGGUACGUUU
Lacerta agilis (Sand lizard) is the source of this 2618-nucleotide messenger RNA. Its product is annotated as E3 ubiquitin-protein ligase TRIM7-like. Bases 7 to 1449 code for a protein of 480 amino acids. The record is from RefSeq and is a predicted model, not a curated record. Gene Ontology annotation, molecular function: protein binding; zinc ion binding. NCBI's taxonomy places the organism in Eukaryota, Metazoa, Chordata, Lepidosauria, Squamata, Lacertidae. The transcript is spliced from 7 exons.